AUACAUGUGCGGGAUUCCCCACGUACGUCCCGUCUGCAUCUGCUGUGCUGGUUUUAAUUUCUGCCGGAUUUGUGAUACAUCUUGCUAAAAAAAAAACAGACAUUCGUAUUUACAAAAUUAAGAAGAUGUCUAGCAUCUCGCCUCGAAGUUAAUCCAGUUUAUCGUUUUGUUGCUGUGUCAGACUUUUUGUUGCUGUGAAAAAAAUUCCACAAAAAUGGCUGCAGUGAUUAUGACUGACAAAAUGGAGAACAUGCGUUCCUGGUUUCAGACCAUCAUCGAUGGCCUUAUGGUGAAGGAACGCCUUGCGAUGGCCGUCAACUUUGCCAAGGAGCGACCAGUCGCUGCUACCCUGAUUGGUGUCGCCGUGGCAACAAGCUUCCUUCCGGCUGUGGCCUUUGUGUCUUUUGUGGUUGCCAUGCUUAUUAUUGGGGUCGUCGCUUUGCUUGUCGUUGAAGGCACUGCCAUACUGAUGGGUGGUGGGCUUCUACUUUUUGCCCUCUUCGGCAGCAUGAUUGCCACAGUCGUCGUCGGUGUGUCUAUCCUGACCGGUCUGAUCGCCGGCCGCUUCACUUGGCGCAUCACCGCCCCCCUCCGCGCCAAGAUGGCGGAACGCCUGGGCAUGUGCAAAGGAUCCGCUAACGUCAUGAACAGCCCUGGCACUCCUAAGGAGAAGGGGCAGUUUGAGACGGACGACAUCCUGGACUUCACUAGCAACGCGAGGAAAGUGGAGACCGACUAGGAUAAGUGGUCCCCUAGAAAUCCGGGGCAAGUAACCCUCCUCAAAACCAACGAUGAAUACCCAUCUUUUGCGGCAUCCAUGUCCUUGACUUGUAAUUUUGAUAAUAUCGUCUUUCUGCUUCUGGUCAUUAUCCCUGUCUUGUCCUCGAUACUACUUUCGCUGUAAUUUGAAAUGAAAUCCUCACCCUUUGCCUUUUGUUAAAUUUGUGUCAUAAUAGAGUAUGUCCCCACAAAUGUGUUUGUCUGACUAUUUUUAAAACAACGACAAAACCAUGACGUCAAUUGGAAAUUGUUUUGAUUGUGCAGAUGCUCCUUAUCCGUGGAGUAAACCCAUCUAACAUAACACAGCACUAAAGUGACCCUAACCCCCUAGGCCCUUGUUGCUUACAACCAUCCUCAAUCCUCCAAAAUCCUCCAAAAUUUUGCAACUCCGCCUAAAUUUUUCA
Molecule: messenger RNA, 1184 nt
Organism: Patiria miniata (bat star)
Lineage: Eukaryota; Metazoa; Echinodermata; Asteroidea; Valvatida; Asterinidae
Exons: 4
Coding region: 215-739 (174 amino acids)
Source: RefSeq, a predicted model, not a curated record